AUGACAGAACAUCGUUACUGCCUUCGUCAUCUAUGUAGUAACGUCAACACUAGAUGGAACAAUGAAACUUUAAAGAAUCUAGUAUGGAGGGCAGCAAGUGCUACCCAAGAGCGAAAGUUCAAUGCCACCUUCGAGUUAAUUGAGAAUGUCAACCGGGAUGCGCACCAAUAUCUAAAGGAUGUGCCCAAAGAGAAAUGGGCUCUAAGUUUUGACAAGGGUUAUCGUUAUGGGGCAAUGACGACAAACGUCUCUGAGUGCUUCAAUGGUGUUCUAAAGGGUGCUCGUAGCUUGCCCAUUACGGCAAUGGUGAAAUACACAUGGUUCAAAUUGAAUUCUUACUUCGAUGGUCGUCGCAAUAAGAGCAUAGCACAGUCAAAUUCGGGACAAAAAUGGACUAAAUAUGCCUUGGAUAUCUUCAUGAGAAAUAAGGCGAAGGCGGAGCGUCAUAGGGUGACAAGAUUGAGCGCGCAACAACAAUCAUAUCAAGUAGAUGCACCGCAUAAUCCAGAGAGUGCUGGACAUGGGGAUCACACACAUGGAGUUAAUUUGUUGCAAAGAAGUUGCACAUGUCAAAAAUGGAAGUUGUACAAGAUACCAUGCUCACAUGUCAUUGCAGUUUGUAUUAGGUAUCGACAUGAUGUAGAGCAAUACAUUGACCCAUGCUAUAGCGUGGAUGCACUGUUUCGGAGCUAUGCUCCCGUUUUCCCUGCAUUGAAAGAUAGAUUAUCAUGGCCGGAUCCUGAAGAAACUUAA
This is a messenger RNA of Quercus lobata, 753 nucleotides long. RefSeq lists its product as uncharacterized. The record is from RefSeq and is a predicted model, not a curated record. The coding region runs from base 1 to 753 and encodes 250 amino acids. Gene Ontology annotation, molecular function: zinc ion binding. NCBI's taxonomy places the organism in Eukaryota, Viridiplantae, Streptophyta, Magnoliopsida, Fagales, Fagaceae. The transcript has a single exon.